AUGUCUUUCUCAUUUGGAUUCACAUCCAAUGAUUUUAGUGAUGAUGAACUCUCUGAUAAUGGAAUUGUUAAUGACUCCAAUAUUAAAGCUGAAAAUCUAGAGAAUCCGUUAGAUUCACAACAUUUAUUACUUCCUGAUGUCAUUCAAGCUCAAAUGGAAGAUCUUUCCGCAAUGUUAAGAUCUUUGAAAGAUGUUAGGUUGACAUUUGAAAAAUUUGUUACUCCAGAGACCUCAUAUCCAUUGUACAGAAGAGAAUUAUUCGAUGUCAAACAUCAGCUAAUGAUGGAAUCAGAUGACAAUUCUGCUUCCAUGAUAGCAGAAUUGAAUCAUAUCCUUAUUGGUGACACAUCUGAGGAUUUAAGGAAGAAUGUUUACGAAGGUGGGUUGAAAUCAUGGGAAUGUUCUGUCGAUUUGGUAGAUCUUUUAAAUAACCAAACCUAUCAAUUGGAUCAGUUCGAUACAUACUUAGAGUUGGGAUGCGGUACCUCUUUGCCAAGUGAAUAUAUUCUCUCCAAGCUUUUAUUAACAAAGGCGCAAAAUAAAACGUUAAUCCUAUCCGAUUAUAAUACAAGUGUUAUGAGGCUUGUCAGUUUACCAAAUAUGAUAAUAACAUGGGCUAAAUACGCCCUGGAUGAUAAACUCUUCGCUGAGCUGCAAAGAAGUGAGGACCCAAGUGUCCCGAUAGUAGAUGACGAAUUACUUCUCACUUCAGCAAUAUUAGAUGCAUUUUAUGAGGAUUUGAAGCAAAGAAAUUUGAAUAUUCAAUUGAUAUCUGGCUCAUGGGGUAGAAAAUUUACAAAUAUACUGCAUUCUAUUAUUCCAGCUGGUAACAACAUUUUAGUACUCACUUCGGAAACUAUUUACCAACCAGAUAACCUACCAGUCGUUGCUGAAACUUUGUUAGAUCUGAAGUUAUCAUACAGCAACGUAUUAGUCAAACAGUUUUUGGCAGCUAAAGAUAUAUAUUUUGGUGUUGGUGGGAGUAUUGUUGAGUUUGAAAGGUAUUUAAAAGAAAAAAUAAAAGAAGGAAAUUUACCAGUAACAUGCAAGACAUUCAAAAUCAAUACUGGCCUCAAACGAUCCAUUAUUUAUAUAGAAUAA
Naumovozyma castellii is the source of this 1101-nucleotide messenger RNA. RefSeq names its product protein-histidine N-methyltransferase (gene HPM1). The record is from RefSeq and is a predicted model, not a curated record. The coding region runs from base 1 to 1101 and encodes 366 amino acids. Lineage: Eukaryota; Fungi; Ascomycota; Saccharomycetes; Saccharomycetales; Saccharomycetaceae. The transcript has a single exon.